This is a messenger RNA of Mytilinidion resinicola, 1932 nucleotides long. RefSeq names its product purine-cytosine permease. NCBI's taxonomy places the organism in Eukaryota, Fungi, Ascomycota, Dothideomycetes, Mytilinidiales, Mytilinidiaceae. Bases 150 to 1718 code for a protein of 522 amino acids. Gene Ontology annotation, molecular function: transmembrane transporter activity. The transcript is spliced from 4 exons. The record is from RefSeq and is a predicted model, not a curated record. Gene Ontology annotation, biological process: transmembrane transport. Gene Ontology annotation, cellular component: fungal-type vacuole membrane; plasma membrane.
CUCAUCCUAGGCCUCCAAGUGCAGCUCUUGACAACAGCCCUUCACCACCAUCAGUGCGCCAAUCACUACGAAGCUACAUCCAGCUUCAGGUCAGCCUGCGACCAUCCGGAGAUCAAACUCGAGCAGCUCCGCCUUCACACUUGCCCGCCAUGGGUUAUCAGGAAUAUGACCACGAUAUCGAGAAGGAGCCCACUCUCCCAACGCAGUAUGUCCAGGACGACGGCGCGGUCCCCGGCGAGAGUUUCGAGUAUGGCAAUUCGGCAUAUGCAAAGCUCCAGCGGUUGGCUGGUAAGCUCAAGAUCGAACAGCGAGGUAUUGAGCGCGUCCCCGAAAAUGAGCGGGACGACAAUUCUCUGCUGAAUGUUGGCACUAUGUGGCUGUCCGCCAACAUGGUCGUCUCGUCCUUUGCCAUUGGUCUGCUCGGAAAGUCCCUCUUCUAUCUCGGCUUCGUCGAUGCUAUCCUCGUCGUUAUCUUUUUCAACCUCAUCGGCAUCAUUCCCGUCUGCUACUUCUCUACCUUUGGUCCUCGCUUCGGCCUGAGGCAGAUGGUGCUCUCGAGAUUCUGGUUCGGCUGGUGGGGAGUAAAGCUCAUCGCCGUCUUUAACGUACUCGCUUGUAUUGGAUGGUCAUCAGUGAACUCCAUUGUGGGUGCUCAGCUUCUCCACGCGGUGAACAACGACGUCCCCGGAUAUGCUGGCAUUAUCGUCAUCGCCGUCUGCACAUUCUUCGUCACCCUCUUCGGAUACAAGGUCGUGCACGCCUACGAGUUCUGGUCUUGGAUCCCCACCUUCAUCAUCUUCAUGAUCAUUCUCGGCGUCUUCGCUCACUCCGGCGACUUCGUGAACAUCCCGAUGGGCGUUGGAACUUCGGAAUUGGGGUCCGUUCUCUCUUUUGGAUCCGUCAUCUACGGUUUCGCCACUGGAUGGACCUCCUACGCUGCCGACUACACUGUCUACCAACCCGUGAACCAGGGACGCACUAAGGUCUUUUUCUCUGUCUGGGUCGGCCUCAUCAUCCCCCUUUUGUUCACUGAGAUGCUCGGCGUUGCCAUCAUGUCAGCCACCUCCCUCAACAACGGCGACAACAUCUACCAGACGGGCUAUGACGCCUCCGGGACCGGCGGCCUCCUUGCCGCAGUCCUCUUCCCUCCUGCUGGCUCCUCCCACAGCGGACUCGGCGGAUUCGGCAAGUUUUGCCUGGUCAUCCUCGCUUUGUCCAUCAUUGCCAACAACUGCCCGAACAUCUACUCCGUUGCCCUGACCAUGCAGGUUCUCGGACGCUGGACCCAGCGCGUUCCUCGUUUCCUCUGGACUGCUAUCGGCACGGCUGUUUACAUUGCUAUUGCCAUUCCCGGCUACUCGCACUUCGAGUCCGUUCUCGAGAACUUCAUGAACUUCAUUGGCUAUUGGCUUGCCAUCUAUGAAGGUAUCGCCUUCAGCGACCACUUCUUCUACAAGCGCGGCAUGGACGGCUACAACCCAGAGCACUACGACCAGCCCCGCAAGCUGCCCCCUGGCAUCGCCGCCAUCGCAGCCUUCUGCUUCGGCGUGGCAGGCAUGGUCACCGGCAUGUCGCAGGUGUGGUUCGUGGGCCCGAUUGCGCUACACGCGGGCGAGGCACCAUACGGCGGCGACGUCGGCUUCGAGCUCGGCUUUGCGUUCUCCUUCACCGCCUACACUGUCCUGAGAUACUUCGAGCGGAAGUAUUUUGGCAGGUAGAUGUGUGGGGGUGUGCUUGUAAGAAUAGUGGGAGAUGGGGCGUUAUAAGGGGAUGAUACCACGGUGGCAGGAGUCCUUCUAGUAGGGUUGUUACAUUUAGCGAUUUCCUUAACUGUCGUUUGAGAUGAGCACUGGAUAUACAGAAAUCUGGCCUUGGGUAAUUCUACCGCUCGUUCUUCAUAGAAAAGGAUUAGAGUGGGAUAAAAUGGAUACC